Messenger RNA from Blastomyces gilchristii SLH14081, 1596 nucleotides. Its product is annotated as HAD-superfamily subfamily IIA hydrolase. The coding region runs from base 235 to 1431 and encodes 398 amino acids. The record is from RefSeq and is a predicted model, not a curated record. Gene Ontology annotation, biological process: glycerophospholipid biosynthetic process. NCBI's taxonomy places the organism in Eukaryota, Fungi, Ascomycota, Eurotiomycetes, Onygenales, Ajellomycetaceae. Gene Ontology annotation, cellular component: mitochondrion. The transcript has 3 exons.
UUGGUUUCGGGAUGCCGUCAGCGGCUCAAAAUAUUUAGUCAGAGCUGAGUUGAGUUAUUUACUCUCAUUUAGUACUUAAAUAAUGAACUAGUCACGCCAACUGCACGCCUUUCUUUUAUUUCUGGUUUUUUAUUAUUAGGCCACGGGACUGGGGCUAUUCUUUGUUAAAUAUCCAAUUGCGAGUGCUUUUCAUAGCUAAAGCUCUCCGCAGUCCACAACCCCUUUUGGCUAACAAUGCGACUUUUCUCCCUCCACCAACCACUUCGUCGAUCGUUUUAUAGCUGCCAGACAUCGUCAAUUCGAAGGCAAUUCAGCUCCUCGGCCGCAACUCACCCUACAAUACCCAAUUUUGGUUUUGUUUUUGACAUAGAUGGUGUUCUUCUCCGCUCAUCGAGACCGCUCCCCGGAGCGGCUGAAUCGCUCCAGCUCCUUAAAAAGGAAAAAAUCCCCUUCGUUCUCUUAACAAAUGGCGGAGGAAUGCACGAGACAAAGAGAAUUGCGCAAUUGAGCGAACGUCUUCAUGUGGCUCUAGACGCCGACACGAUCAUCCAAAGCCACACCCCUUUCGCAGAUUUGGUAAAAGGUAAUAAAGUGCAGGGCGCGCUGGAGAACAAAUGUGUUUUGAUUGUUGGUGGAGGGGAUGGGGAGUGUCGUUCUGUCGCACAAGAGUACGGAUUCAAGAAUGUCGUGACCCCUGCAGAUAUCUUCCGAUCGCACCCUGAGAUUUGGCCGUUUUCUCAUGCCUUUAAUGACUACUACGGACGGUUUGCAAGCCAACUUCCACGGAGGAUAGACCCAAUUGACCCGUCCAAAAGCCUUAAGAUCGAUGCAAUACUGGUUUUUAAUGACCCUAGAGACUGGGCUUUGGAUAUCCAAAUCAUCAUCGAUCUACUACUUUCGUCCCAAGGUAUUGUCGGGACUUAUUCUGCAAAAAAUAAUAGCCCAGACCUACCGAACCGGGGUUAUCAGCAAGAUGACCAGCCGCCAUUGUACUUUUCCAACCCUGAUCUCCUAUGGGCUGCGCAAUACCAUCAGCCAAGACUGGGUCAAGGAGCAUUUAAAGCGUCGCUUGAAGGGGUGUGGGCAGCAAUGACCGGAGGAGCCUCAUUAGCGAUGACGGUCAUUGGGAAACCAUGUGAACUAACAUAUAGGUUUGCUGAGAAGAGGUUGAACCAGGAAAGGGAGAAGAUGUUUCACGUCGAGGAUUUACAACCUCUUGAGGCGGUGUAUAUGAUCGGUGACAACCCUGAGUCUGAUAUCCGAGGGGCCAAUUCGUACAAGAGCCCCUUCGGAACCAAGUGGAAUUCUAUUCUAUUAAGAAGUGGUGUAUACUCGGGUGGGACACCGACUUGGCCACCGAAGGUCAUCGUUGACGGAGUGAAGCAGGCCGUUGACUGGAGCUUAGUCCAGUCGCAGUGGCCUCGUAACUGAGUUUAUCUUGUUUAGAGCACCUCAUUCUAGUUCUUUGUCCUGUAAUCUAGCGUUGGUUUAAUCUUUUUUAUAGAUUUGUUGUUCUAGACUCUUUGCGUCUGGCAUUGUAGAGUAGAUAGAUUUUUUAAAGAAUAAAUAUAUAAAAUUCCAUACUUUAACACACAA